Messenger RNA from Peniophora sp. CBMAI 1063, 3645 nucleotides. The record is from the annotation of a GenBank genome assembly. NCBI's taxonomy places the organism in Eukaryota, Fungi, Basidiomycota, Agaricomycetes, Russulales, Peniophoraceae.
AUGGCUGGAUGCACGGCUCGGAUAGAGGAGGUUGUGGACGUAUGCAACGCGCACGAGCCUGUUGCCGUGCAUGAUGACAUACUUGCAGUCGGCGAUGAUGGGGUCCACACGCGACGUACAGACCCGCGAAAUCCUGCCCGUGUCACGGCUCUCUUAAAGGCGGUGACUAUUGGUGAUGACCUCACAGCCGCGCAAAAGCAGAAAGUGGUUGACACGAUUGUGGAGCACGCGGACUGCUUUGCGCUGAGCGUCGGCGAAGUGAUAGAAGCAAUCGAUGCUGUGCACGAACUGAACAUCCCUCCAGGAACGAAAUUCAGCACUAAAGUCCCCCAACGCGAGUUCAAUCCACCACGGCGCGCGUACGUGAAUAAGUCGGUGGACGAGCUUCUGGAGGCGGGUAUCAUCGAGGCCGUGGAACCGUCAAAGGUGAAGGCGGUGUCACCGAUCACUCUAGUUCAGAAGGCACACGACGGCAUCGGUAUGUCGCCAGACAAAUUGAAGCGCGCCGUCAACAAGCAAUGUGCGGAUCACGGCAUUGAGCCGUUCUUCGACCUCGAUCCCGAAGCGGAGAUGGAUGACCCUAUGGAGGACGAAUCGCUACCUCAGGAGCAGAAAUGGCGAAUGUGCAUCGACUAUGCGGAGGUCAAUAAGGUCACGGAGGUCCCACCGAUGCCGCAGGGCGACAUACGGGCCAAGCAACAGAGGCUUAGUGGGUUUAGGUACGUCAGCACUUUCGAUUUUGCGUCUGGGUUCUAUGCGGUGAAGGUCCAUGAGAACUCGAGACCAUAUACGUGCUUCUAUGUAGAAGGCCGCGGGUUCUUCUGGUUCAAGCGCAUGCCCUUCGGUCUGACGGGCGCGCCGACAACCUUUGCGAACGUCACGGGAAAGCACAUGCACGACCUCAUUACCGAGGGCGUCAUGGAGCUCUUCGUGGACGACGGUGGCUCAGCUGACGACGAGUUCGACCGUGGGUUGGAUAAAUUGGUCCGAAUUCUUCAGCGCGUGCGGGAGCGUCGGCUAUCCCUGUCGGCGAAGAAAUGUUCGUUCUUCAUGCGCAAUUCUAUGUUUGCGGGUGGCCAGGUUGGCUUUGAUGGCGUGCAACCGGACUUGAAGAAAUUAACAGCCAUCGUCAAAUGGGCUAUCCCGAGAACGGCUGCAGCACUGAGCUCGUUCAUGGGUUUGACAGGUCACUUUCGUGACUUGGUUAAGGACUAUGCACGCGUCGAGGGACCUCUGCGCGAUCUUCUCGCGGAAGUUGAUCUUCCAGUCCCGUGCUCGCGAUCACAGUACAAGAGGAUCAUGGAAGCGCAUGUAUUCGGCGACCGAUGGAAGGAUGUACACACGAAUGCCUUCAUCAAACUCAAGGGCAUCCUGACGUCGGACCCGGUUCUGCGUGCACCGCGAUGGGAUGGUACUCCCUUCAUCGUGACAACGGACGGAUGCAAGGAGGGCUUCGGUGGUGUGUUGACUCAGCGGCACACAACGGUACUUCCAUCGGGAAAAACGGUCACCAAGAUGCACCCAGUCGCGUUCGCAUCGAAGCGCACAUCCAAAACGGAAGCUAAGUACCCACCAUUCCUCUUAGAGCUGGCAGCUCUGAAGUUCUCGUUAGACAAGUUCUCUGACGUGACAUGGGGCUUCCCGAUCGAACUUGAGACGGAUUGCCAAGCUUUGCGCGAUGUGCUGCGUAGCAAGAAGCUCAACGUGCACUAUGCACGAUGGCGCGACGGGGUCCUUGCACACCAGAUUGUGGACGUGCGGCAUAUCCCGGGCAAGAUCAAUCUCGUUGCGGAUGCGAUGAGUCGACAGUUCGAGGGCCUACCGCGUGUAGAUGGCGACGGCAGCGAGUGGACGGUUAGCGAAGAUUGGGAGGCCACUUCCGGGCUAGUCAAUGACAUACUUCUUGUCUCGACACCGCCCCAAGACAGGCCGGUACGAGAACCUGCACUGCGUGAGCGUUUCAAGAAUGAACCUAUCUUCUUGGACGUGAUAGACGCACUGAUGAUGCAACAGCAGGUGUCAUCAGCGUCGUUGAGGGACAAGGAACGCGCACGGCACCGUGCAUCGGAGUACAUGAUCGAGAACGGAAAGUUGUGGCACGUCAAGAGUGGUCACGCAGUUCGCGGUGCCGCCCGCGUUGAAUGCGUACCAGCCGCGGAAGCUCGAGAGCUUGCGGCGGCGCAACACGCAGACGGCGGACAUUGGGGUCGUGACGCGAUCAAGACGGCACUCAUAGAGCGCAUUCACUGCCCCCGUCUCGACGCGCUCAUCAUGGAUGCGAUUCGAAGCUGUCCCGAAUGCAAGGCCUUCGGCGCCCCGAAACUGCACGCGCUCAUGGAUCCUAUCACACGGCGGCAUCCCUUCGAACUCCUUGUAGGCGACUAUGUUUCGUUGUCGACGGGCAAAGGUGGCUUCAAGACUCUCGGAGUCUACGUCGAUGCCUUUGCGCAGUUUGUGUACGUCGAUAAGUUCAAAGUCGCUGGCAGCGCAGCGACUACGAAUAAGUCGCUACAGCGCAUCUUCGACGCGUACACUGCAUACGAAACGUUUAUGUCCGAUGGGGGUCGCCACUUUGACAACGAAGCUGUUGACAAAUUCUGCGAGGAACGUGGAUGCAAGCAUCACACGGUGGCCGCAUACUCGCCCUGGGUCAAUGGUCUGUGCGAAGGCGUUAACGGUCUGUUACUGCAUGUACUCCGACACCUAUGUGCUCCGGCGAUCGGCGAAGACGACUAUGUCGAAGGCUCGUGGAAGAACCUGCCGACCACAUGGCCGGACCACCUCGACGAGGCAGUUGCCAUCCUUAACAACCGCAUCCUUCCCCGCAUACGGUUCACACCGAAAGAGCUCUUACUGGGUAUCGUGGUCAACACUCCACGCACGCCCAUCUCGCAAAGUGCGGAAGAGCCGACGCCCGACGAAGUCCAGACGCAGCGCGACUACGAAGGCCAGCAGAACUUGGACGCGCGCGAUCAGACAGUGCGCAGCGCCACCGCACGCAAGGUCGCCUUCGAUCGCAAAGUGAUGCGACAAGGGGGCGAGGUUGUAUUCAAGCCGGGCCAGUUGGUGCAGUACAGACGCAGCGAGCUCGAGUACACGCUCUCCACAAAGCGCAAGCUCCUCGCAUUCUGGUCGGAGCCAUACCGCAUCCGCGAACGCAUUCGCAAUUCCUACGUGCUCGAGAACAGAAAAGGCGCCCGGAUCAAAGGCUUCUUCCACGCGCGCCGUCUUCGAGCGUUCACACCGCGGACGGGGACUACAUUGGAGGUCGAGCAAAAGGAGUACAUGGAACGGCUAGCAAAAGGGGAGAUAAAGAGGCCGGAGCUACCAGAUGUGGAGGAGGGUGCAGAAGAGGAAGUAUUGGAUGAUGACGAGGACAAGGGUGUGUCGACGGACGAUAACGACGACGAGUACGAGGAGGCGGCAAGUACACCCGAACCGACUGCGUGCCUGGCUUCUCCACCGGAUACCGUUGAGCUCCCUGCGGCGACGUUCCUUUGGCUCACCGCCGGCAAUGCCGAGUUCCUCAGUGGUCGUUAUGUGCAGGCCGACUGGGAUCUCAACGAGGUCUUGUCCAAGAAGGACGAGAUAGUGCGCGAUAACUUACUAGUCACGAAAUUGGCUGGCCCAAAGAAGUCCGCUUGA